UGGAAACUUAGACUUCGCUGUCUUCAGUAAAACCUUACUCAGAAAGAUCGGGGAGGCGCGGACCUCACAGGGUAUCAUCUGCCAGCGAGGUGCUCUAUUGGUUUCGCCUAGCGAUCAUCAAGCUUGAUGAAGUUGAGACGCCUACUUGCCAUGCGUGUCACGUGUACCUUGCAUUGAUCAAGAAGAAGGGUCUCCGCGAGGAGAACGAAUUAAGUAAUUACCAAGUUGCCUCGAGGACAAUGAAGGUGGAGCUUUUUGCUCGUGGGUGUGUAUCAGCAGACGAUGAUCCGCAGCACCAUGUAGUGCGAUUGCAGAAUGACGGGCUUCACUUUCGCGACAGGUGCGCUUUCAGUUUUCUUGUUGACAUCACUGAUUCGUAGCGAUAGCUGUGACUGUGCGCAAGCCGCCUGCGAGAACGAAUAUUUUUUAGCGGAAAAAAAUCUUACACUGCAGCUUCAUUCCAGUCGCGGGUCUUUUCGCGGCCGCGAAUAACCAGGAAGCCGUCUUCGAGCGGGUCUGCUUUCCGCACCUUCGGGAACAGAAAAACGCGACUUUCCUGUUCUUUGGCGCACCGGGUUCGGGGAAAACGUACUACAGUUGACCUUUUCAUAUACUUCGCACUCUACAACUGAAGAUUGCUACGUAUAUCGUUCACAUUAAGAUAGAUCGAGAGAACGUAAAUCUGAUGUCCCAUCUCAGGCACACGGUCGAGGGAAAAUGGAACACGCCGGACCUGCCGGAGCACGGACUGCUUCCCCGCGCAUUGCAUUGUCUCUGCGUUCCCGCUGUGUCCUCGGCCUCUUCGCAACGCGAGAAGACGCCACUGGAAGCGAGCUUCGUGGAGUUUUCCGAUGGUGGCAUGUUCGACCUGCUGGCUGGGCCGCCCAAUGAGAUGGCGGGCGGGAGUAGCAGUUCCACCAGUUCUGGUGGUAGCGGCGCGACCUCAAAAGUCGGGCGCUUGUUUUCCUCCCCCCCGGCACACAACAAGUGGAAUUCAAGGAAUUUCACCUCCGGAACAGGUCCUUCUAUCAACGGAGGGAACCCCGCUGCGUCAAGUAACGCCCUUCGUCGUGUCGCUUCUCUGGAGAACGCAUUAAGGCUGCGCGGCGAACUACCCCCAGGCCAGGCGCUUGCGGAGAACCUUUCGCCUGUCGAGCAGGGGCAACUGGAACUAGACCGACUGCGACAAAUAUACAUGCAGGGAGCCAUGCGAAAAUCUCCGCAGUGCGCAACGUGUUUCCAAAUUUCCUCCGCCGACAGGAAAACCUGCUUCCGCUUCAUUGAAUUGCCAUUCGACGACACUUUCGCUUCCUGCCACUCACCGACAGAAACGGCAACCCGGUUGCGCGGAAGUAGCUUGAAGCAGCAGAGGAUUGCGUCGUCACUGCAGCACAACCUGCACGCUUUUAUGGAGGUACAACAAGGAGGCGCUCUGGAUUUUUCAUUUUCACUUUUAAGGUUCUGAUGGUACUUGCAGGAGAGCAGCACCAACAGAAGUGAAUGGCUUGCGAUCUGAGUCUUUGAGUCAGACUGCAGACACGACAGGAGAUCUAGAUCACGAUAUGUACUAUGUAUGCAACAUCCACAAACAACAGUGUUUGCAAGUAGUCGCGCGCGACGACGUGACGAACGGCGCGGCCGCCCCCGCGGCUAGAAAAGCCAGCACCAACACGUCGACGCCCGUUUUGACGCAGCAACCCCGCACUCACCUGGCCCGGUUGCUCGAGAUGCGGGGCGCAGCUGCGCUACACACCAGCACUCUCGUGGUCACGUAUUGCUUCCGGUUGGACCGCGAGACGGAAUUGCGGGCCGCACUACCUGUGUUACAGACCCUGUCGGAACUGGCGACCGUGUUCCCGAAGCAGGUGCAACCGAACGCCGCUUCCACCCCGAGUCCCGCGUUUUCCUCCGGACCUGCGGGCUCCGGCUUGCUAACCCGCACCAACGAGCAGGCGAAUCUGCGUUUGAACCACCGGUUUUCUUCUCCACAGCACUUGAUCAGUGACUCCCCGCUCGUGCAGCACUCCAUGCUCUCUGCGCUAAGCUGCGAACCAGGGAACGAGGUAGUUGACGACGCAACCUUCAAAGUCGAUGUGGGAGGUCCCGCAGAAUUAGUUCUCGAGCAAGCAGAUGCGGCCGGCAGUGGGGGGAACAGGAGCAGCAACAUUGCUCGAGGUACAACUGCAACCGGUACUACGUCUACGAGCGCCAUCUUCACCAAGGCGGAGCAAAGACAGCAGCAGCAGCGCACGAUCGACCUUCUGGCUGCACAGGUGAAGCACCUCUCGACUGCCAGCACGACUGACGAACAACGGUCCACGACUGCUAGCACUAGGGACCAGCAGGGAAGCAGCACUGGCGCGCCUGCGCAAGCGCACCCAUCUUCGUCCUCGUCCGCUUCUCGGGGGGUGAUUGGUGGUCCGUCCUCUUCACAAAUCCAACCAAGACCACCGGAGGUGUCAAUGUCAAAUGUAGCAACCAUAGGUCAACAUUCGGAAGCAGGAGCACACUCUGAACUAGUGUCUCCGGAGCUCGUCAACGACGACGACCCGACGCAAACUAGACACGAUGCCAACAGCAUCAAUGGAACCAAAAAUCCAACCGCGUAUGGAGCUGGUUCUGCUCUGACGAAGAAAGGCACCCGAGCAACGUUUCCUUUCGACAAAGCGCAGGCUGCGGCAACGUCGCCCGUUCUAGCAGACCCUGGCCCGCAGAUUGCUCCGAUCCGCGACAAGAGCACCACCAGCCCCAGUGUCCCGGCAGAGUUCAGCCACCAAGAGCUGCAGGCGCACAACAUCAUGCAGCAAGCCCCGGCGUGUGAAGCAGAGCGUCCGCGCGCCGAACCCCAGCUGCUGAAGAGAACAAGCUCGGUUGCUGCGAACAGAUUUCCCCGAGUGCCUCUCACAGCCGAAGAUAGCUUUGGAAGCAACUGCCGACAAUACAUGGAGACGAGCUCGAGGUUCUUGAAGCUAGUGCAGGAGGAGUACCUUCCCGUGCACGACCAGCUGUCAGCAGACAUUGUGCAGGUUUUGCACCAACUGGAGUCUUUGCGGAUUGCGCAGUAUGCCGGCAAAGCGUGCCAUGGGCCGGACGAGCGGGAGACAAGCUUGAAGAUGCUCCUGGAAAAAAUCGUUCUCAGCCGCACAAUCGGCGAAACCCUGCGCUUUCAGCACGACGAACUGAUGCACGCGUUGCUGCCGAUGGGAAGCGAUGGCGCUGGUACUUGUGCGAAACUGUUCAUCGAUUCAGUGAUGUUACUAUGUGUCCUAGGUGUACGUUUUUCGACACCGAAAAGGUGACCGUCAUAAACAUAAUUUCAAAUCAGGUGCGACAACCGAGGAGCGAUUGCGCACUCUGCAAGUGAAGCACCAGUACGUAAGUGCGCCGCCUGCGAUCCGGCUUGCUCUCCGUAGUCUUCGUCGUGGCGCCGCACAGGCAGUUCUCGAUGAAAACACGGGAUACAGUGUCGCCACAUCCUCAAAGUCAGCCAGUCAAGAGGAGGAGUUGUGCUCUGAUCCGUCUUCGAAGCUGCAUCCAGCGAGCAGUCUGAUCGCGAAGAAUUUACGCAAUCGCGGCAUUCUGAAUUCUAUGCCUGGCUCAACGGUUACCAGCGGCGGCGCUAGAACGGCAGGCGCCGUUGCGGCAACGACGCUCUUCCCCGCCUCCGGUUUUCAGCACGGAGGACCCCAAGUUGUACAUCCGUCCUCGGUGCCCCCUCUCGCGUUGGAGAGGUUGCCGCCACCAAUUCCCCCGGACCCGGAUAACAAGCCGUGCUACAUCGUGAAUCCGUCCUCACUCGAUUACGAUGAAGAUGAAAGUGACGCCGACAUAAUCGUGGAACAAAAUCAGCAAACUAGCAGUGUGCAGCCAAAAGGGCCGUCGCCAGCACACGAAGUUCCUGGGAACACACGCGGCAUUCUUCCGCAGCAUGCACACCUGGCUGCACCUCCCGCACCCGCAGCAGUCGGAAAUAAGAGUGGCGCGAGCAAUAUUCUGGUGAGCGGCGCGGGGAUCCUACCCAGAAAGUCGACGAGCACUGGCAGCGGGAGUGUGUCCGCGCAGCAGCCGCCUAUCGCGAACCAGGUACGGCCGACGAGUGAGAAACCCACGAUGCUCGGCGGCGCGCGACACUUCGCUGAGAUGCUGACUUCUCCGGGCUUGAACUCAACAAGCACGCCAGGAUCUGGAGGCAUGCUCGGGCCGCUGUCCGGAGGCAGUUCAUCUUCCUCAACGGUAUACUUGUUUGCGUCGAAUAUUUUGGAAGUCUACUUCUACACUAGUUAGUAGGCGAUUUUCCGAACGACCGUUAAGCGGAAAGUUUGGAACUCAAUCCUUGUCGCCAUGAGCAUUGCGACUAUUUUUGAAUGACGGGUGGUAUUUUGAAAAAUAGCUUCAUAUGUCAGACAGUAACUCGCGCGCCAUAAGACGCGAGCAAAGGGUUGAAAAUGAAAACUGAAACUUCAGGGAAAUCUCACCAGAGGUGGCAUGCAACACCGGGGCGGCCCUGCUUCGCUACGAACACAAAGCGGGACGAACAACAACAUGUCUCUUUGGCCGCGCACGCGCUUAGGUAUGAGCCCGUCUCCCUUGCGCUGCACUACGACGUUCCAAACGCUCGAAAAGCGGGUUGCUGUUUCGGACAAGAAGGACUACAAACACAACAGUGAUCGCGAAAGACCACAUGCACAUCCUCUGAACCGAGGUACGGAUCACGACAGCCGCUCCGUCGGGCGCUUCCUGUACGCGCCACCACCAAAAAUGCGGCUACAAAGCACGGCCCACUCUCUGAAUACCAGCGGGGCGUCGAACAACAUAAGUGUCAGCAACGUCACAAACGGCACGACAACUAGCGCGUCACCCUCCGCCGGCGGCGCUACGUGUCCGGCCGGUCCGGUGGCGGGUCGCGUUUCGCCCGCGCAUUUGCGGAAGAGCAGCUCUACGGCUGGUUUCGGUCUACAGCGAGUUGGGGUCUUUACACCCUUUUUCAAGUGCAACCAAAGGCACAUGUCACCAGUCGCGCAACAGCAUCAGCCCCACAUCGUACACCCACGUCCGGUUGCGGCCGCGGCGAGGUAGCACGUGCAGAGGACUCUUUGUGUCCUAGUGUCACAGGCUUCACCAGCAAUGAAUCGUGAUCAGUACGAUUAUGGAUGAGUGUCGCAGCUGCAGCUGUGGAGUAUGACACACAUUUUUUUGCGGAAACACUGCGGCACUUUUCUUGAGUUUGCGAAACUUCGCAGUUGGAAAUGUACGAAACCCGGGCUGGCUUGCAGCGACAGUGCUCACGCCGCGCCGGUGAUCAGACAUAGAAAUGAAGCUUUUGGCAUUUCGAUCCAGAACCAGGCGGAAAAGGAAAUGCACACUGCGUGUUUUCACACAUCAAAAUGAACAUCAUCGGAGGAAGGUAGAAAAGAAUGAGAAAAGAAAGAGCUGCGAAUAAGUACACGUCUCGGCACAAGGCUACAGCUACAUCGGCGGGCUGAUAGCACGAGCAUGCACGUCAUCCGCUACAGCCGCGUGCUGAUGCGAGCAGGCACGCUAUCCGCGGAACGUGGGCGCAGAAGAUUUUUUGUUCCUCGCGGUUCCGGUUCCCCUUUACCUUCUAAGUAAGUACUUCAUUUGUUUCCUCAUUUGAAUUUGGUGUCGCCCUGCUGGCUUCCAUCG
This is a messenger RNA of Amoebophrya sp. A120, 5664 nucleotides long. Lineage: Eukaryota; Dinophyceae; Syndiniales; Amoebophryaceae. The record is from the annotation of a GenBank genome assembly.